Molecule: messenger RNA, 1359 nt
Organism: Aureobasidium melanogenum CBS 110374
Lineage: Eukaryota; Fungi; Ascomycota; Dothideomycetes; Dothideales; Saccotheciaceae
Exons: 1
Coding region: 1-1359 (452 amino acids)
Source: RefSeq, a predicted model, not a curated record
AUGGCAGUCCUCAUUUUCCCCACUCGGUACGAAAAGACCAGUGAUGGCUGGAUCCGUCAGCCCGACGACCAACAACCUACCAGUCUUCUCCAUCAGCAUGUGCUCGAAACGAAGGACAAGUUCGUCAUCAGUUCAUUCGACGCCAGUGUGAUGAAGUUGAAGAUCACAGCUGGCAUGAAAUGUGACUACAUUACCUGGGAAUGCACUCAUGAUCCAAAUGCUUUCAAGUUUGAAUUUGUUCCGAAUCGCGGUCGCGACCGUACUCUGGAAACUCGCUUUCAAGAAGGCCAAGUUCAAGUCUGCUUGAAGCACAAGUGGUUACCUAUGGUUGACUAUCUCGAAGCAGAGUCGAAGAAAGAUGAGUUGAAUCCAAACAACCGUACCCGCUGCUGUUAUUACGAUUACAGAAAUGAAGCUCUCGAAGCUCAACGCAAAUGGUGGGCUGCAAACAACAAGUUCUUCCCUUUGCUUGAGUUACCAAGUGAGUUGAGAGAAGAAAUCUACCGCCAUGCCGCUCCCCAAGACGCCAUCGAACCAUAUGCCCGUCAUCGUAUGCGCGGCCGUAGCAUUUCACACAUCAGUGAUCGUAACAACAUGAUCCCAAAUCUACUCAGAUGCAACAAGCUUAUCUCCCAUGAGAUGCGAGCAUACAUGUUCCGACAUCUCCCUCUACUCAUCAACCACGAACGAUUACUCAAGAAGACUCUACGCCAGAAUCUCUACUUCCCUCGCAACUUGCUUACCAACCUCACUCUCGCCCUUCCCACUCAUCGGGAUUAUGUCGAACUCUUCGGUCUCAAUGCCAGAGAUAUUAUCAUUAGCGAAAUCGUCAAUAUCAAAGGCAAAGGUCCAACAGCUUCCUCACUUUCUCGCGACCAAUUGCCUUGCAUCAAGAAAUUGGAGAUCACCAUCCCAUCCCGCGACGUACUCGAUCGAACCUACAUAAACUUCUGCCAUACCAACGCAACAACCAUGCUUCUCGAAAUUAUGUAUCCCUACAUCCAAGGCCACCCCAUUAUCCUCACUGGCAUGAUCAAACACUGGCAAAAGAAACAUUGGGAACACGUAUUCGCUCAAGCCCACAAAGAAUUCGAAGAAAGCAUCGCUGAUACCGAAGAUGGUGGUGUUGGCAUCACACAGCAGGAUCUGGAUGUUUAUGAGGGCAAGGCGGAACUCAAUGAGUAUGACGAAGACGGUAAGUGCUGUGAUUGCAAGCAAAAUUGCUGUUUACUGCAUUUUGAUGAGGAGGUGGAGGAAGAGUUUGUGUAUCAUCUCCCGUUUGAGUGUCGUUGUGAUCCUCCUUGCUUCUAUGGCGAGUGGACUGAGGAAGAUCGCAUCAGGGAUGAAGAUGAGAAGUGA